Theobroma cacao (cacao) is the source of this 1214-nucleotide messenger RNA. It is a transcript of the gene SERAT1;1, whose product is annotated as serine acetyltransferase 1;1. Gene Ontology annotation, molecular function: L-serine O-acetyltransferase activity. Gene Ontology annotation, cellular component: cytoplasm. The record is from RefSeq and is a predicted model, not a curated record. Lineage: Eukaryota; Viridiplantae; Streptophyta; Magnoliopsida; Malvales; Malvaceae.
GUAAGCAAGCAGCUUCCACAAACUUUGUGUUUCCCCUCUUCUCAUCGUGCUAUCACUGUAAAAAGUCCGCCCUUUCUAUCCUGUAACGCCGCACCAUCAGAAACUUCGCUAACGUACGCCACCACCAAAAAAUGCCGGCCGGCGAUCUGGGGUACCCUACUCCGCCGCCUUCCCAAGCGACGGAAACACCCGUGGAGGAAGACGAUGCGUGGGUGUGGGCACAGAUAAAAGCGGAGGCACGCCGCGAUGCCGAGUCGGAGCCGGCUCUAGCUAGCUACCUCUACUCUACGAUCCUAUCUCACUCCUCUCUGGAGCGCUCGCUUUCCUUCCAUCUCGGCAACAAGCUCUGCUCCUCCACGCUGCUCUCGACGCUCCUCUACGAUCUCUUUCUGAAUACUUUCUCCUCUGACCCUUCUCUUCGAGCUGCCGCCGUCGCCGAUCUCCGAGCGGCUCGCGUUAGGGACCCUGCUUGCGUCUCAUUCUCUCAUUGCCUGCUUAAUUAUAAGGGAUUCUUGGCUUGCCAGGCUCAUCGAGUAGCACACAAGUUGUGGACUCAAUCACGUAGGCCGCUAGCAUUGGCGUUACACUCUCGAAUCUCUGAUGUCUUUGCUGUUGAUAUACAUCCCGCGGCAAAGAUUGGGAAGGGGAUUUUGUUUGAUCAUGCCACUGGAGUGGUGAUUGGUGAGACCGCGGUUGUUGGUAACAAUGUGUCAAUCUUGCAUCAUGUUACACUUGGUGGGACUGGGAAGGCAUGUGGGGAUCGGCAUCCCAAGAUUGGAGAUGGGGUGUUGAUUGGGGCUGGUGCAACCAUAUUAGGGAAUGUGAAGAUUGGGGAAGGAGCAAAGAUUGGAGCAGGGUCAGUGGUGCUGAUUGAUGUGCCACCUCGGACCACAGCUGUAGGGAACCCAGCAAGGCUCGUGGGAGGGAAGGAGAAACCCUCAAGGCACGAGGAAUGCCCUGGAGAGUCCAUGGAUCAUACUUCAUUCAUCUCUGAGUGGUCAGAUUAUAUCAUUUGAUCACCCAGUUUCAGUUUUGUUAAUUGUUUACUAUUUAUACUUCUGUUUCGCAUCCUAUGAUGUUGAAGCUAUUAAAAAGUGUAAUCUGUUUCUUAUUUACUUUAAGCUUCGAUUAUACAGCGAGGCCUUGAGUUAUGAUCAUGUACUGAGAUAUGUUGACAAUAAAGUAAUACUAAUUUUAGUAACUGGAUCAUCUGG